AUGUUGAACCUCUUCCUUAUUCCGACUGCUCUUCGGCGACUCAUACUAUCGCAUCAGAGCUCUCCGACUGCUAUCAGACGACUAACCACAGCUGCCGUCCAUCACGAUGCUCUCUUUGCGGACGUGGACCCUCCCACCUCAAAGGCAACCUCGACGGAGUUGCUCACGCUCACAUCCUCUACCUUGAACUCGUAUCAUGUCUCCACCCCUCCAGAAACUGCGGAACUCAAGAAAGCCGCAUUGUUCUUCUCGCGCGUACCACCGACUCUGCUCUUCAGCGCGCCCAACUUCCGCCACUUCCCACAAUCACACUUCCCAGAAGUGGCAUUUCUCGGACGCUCCAAUGUAGGGAAAAGCAGUUUGUUGAAUGCUCUCUUCGGUCGAACCAGCCAGAAAGUGGCGCAUGUUUCCAAAAGACCUGGUCGUACAAAGACCAUGAAUGGAUUCGGAGUCGGUGGAGAGGGCAUGACGGGUGCCAAAGGCAAGAAGAAAGAAGGUGAGACCAAGAAUGACGAAGCAUGGAAGCGGUUCGGGCGUGGCGGACUGAUUGUCGUUGAUAUGCCUGGAUAUGGCGGUGGCAGUCGAGAGGAAUGGGGAGUGGAAGCGCUCAAGUACCUCGAAAAUCGCAAGCAGCUCAGGCGGACGUUCGUAUUGGUAGAUGCUGAGCACGGAUUGAAGCAGUCAGACAUCUCCCUGCUGGUGCAUCUGCGGAAACAUGGCAUUUCGCACCAAAUUGUGUUGAGCAAGGUGGACAAGCUGUUGUAUCCUCACACGAAGCCGCCCGGACCUCAAGCAUUGCACAACAGAUUGCUCAAUCUGAGAGAGCUUUGCGGGAACAUCCGGCACACACUGAAUGAGGCGGUCGAGGGCGGGCGAGAUACGAUGGACGACAUCCUGUGCUGCAGCGCAGAGAAGACGUUGGACCAGCGAGGAAAGAAUUCCAGGAUAGGGAUCAAUGAGAUUCGAUGGUCCGCCAUGAGUGCUUGUGGGUUGGAAGGUUAG
Molecule: messenger RNA, 1002 nt
Organism: Ramularia collo-cygni
Lineage: Eukaryota; Fungi; Ascomycota; Dothideomycetes; Mycosphaerellales; Mycosphaerellaceae
Product: related to GTP binding protein (EngB)
Exons: 1
Coding region: 1-1002 (333 amino acids)
Cellular component (GO): mitochondrion
Molecular function (GO): GTP binding
Source: RefSeq, a predicted model, not a curated record